Messenger RNA from Vespula vulgaris, 4145 nucleotides. RefSeq names its product ATPase family AAA domain-containing protein 5 (gene elg1). Gene Ontology annotation, molecular function: ATP hydrolysis activity; ATP binding; DNA clamp unloader activity. The transcript has 7 exons. The record is from RefSeq and is a predicted model, not a curated record. The coding region runs from base 126 to 3320 and encodes 1064 amino acids. Gene Ontology annotation, cellular component: nucleus. Lineage: Eukaryota; Metazoa; Arthropoda; Insecta; Hymenoptera; Vespidae.
UCCUACAAGAACGAUUGUAAAAUAUUCUUAUUGUUAUUGAUCACGCCACAAGAAAAUGUCGUUGUAAACUGUCUUGCACGAAAAUCUACAGCUCUGCGAUAAUUCUACAUAGAAACAAUUACAUCAUGAUUAAACUAGACAAUAUAAAAUCCCCGACCACGUCUAAAUUGAAUGUUAGACUAAAGGAUGAAUCGGAAUACACCUCUAGAAAAAAACGUACUCGUGUUAAAAUCAAGAUAUCUCGUACAAAUUCUAAAAGUAGGGUAUGUAAUAUCGUUGAAAAUAAAAAUGAUUUAAUUGAUAAAACUCCGAGCCCAUUUACUAAGUCGUUCGAAGAAGACAAAGGAGCUGCACACGAUGGAACUCUGAAUAAAACUUCCGAAAUAUCUAUCACAGAGCCCAGUGAGAUAGAGCACGGAGACAAUAUUGGAGAAAGGAAACAACAAGUAUUUAGGAAAGUUAAUUUAAAUUAUAUGUUGAUAGAAUCGGAUAGCGAGCCUGGAAUAUUAGGAACUAAGGAUAAAUUACUAACUAUGGAAGACAUAAAAAAUAAUUCAAAGAGGAAACGAGAUGACAAGAAAGAUAUUAACAAAAUAGAAGAAAUACCAGGAAAACGUAUGAAACUUUUUAAAGAAAAUACAAAGAGGGAUAAUAAUUCUGCAAUUAAUAGAGAGAAAAAUACUUCAAAUAAUUUAUUACAUUUUUUCAGCAAAUCAACGAUAGGACUAGAGCAAGAAGAUAAAAUAGAAGUAAAUGUGUCAACAACUAUAGUAGUAAAAGCUGAUGUACACAGGUCGGAAAUACCUACAGCUCUAACUGAUACAGCAGAAACUAAAUCAGGUUUCGAACAUAGGAUAAAGGCCAAUAAAUCAAAAAUGGAAUAUUCGAGUAUAGAUAAAAUAGAUUUAAUAACGUCGGAAGGAACAAAACAAGAUCCAAGCAUAGAAGAAAAAUCACAAUUGCUGCAACGCAAUAAGCCUAGAUGGUCUUUAAGAAUUAAAAUGCAGUCUCCAAAAGAUAAGGAAUCUUCAUCUGAUAGCAACGAAGAAGGGAUAUAUUUUUCAAGAAGUAAAAUAAAAUAUGACAUGGAAGAAAGGAAACGAUCUAAGACAUUACACGAUAAUACUUUUACCGAAAAGAGGUAUACAAAUGAACAUGCAAGAUUAAAUUUGGAAAGGAAUGGUCGAAGAAAUAAAUCUGAUACAGUGGCCACUUCUCCUAACAAUGCAAUACAGGAAGAUUUUACCGAUGAUAUUAUACUUGAAAGAGAAAGAAAACAAUUAAGGCAUAUAAAAAAUGUAGAAAAAUGUAAAAAUUGCAAUAACAAUGAAAUUGAUAUUGAUAUGAAGAACGUUUCCAAGGAAUUACGAAUUAUAGAUGAUCAUGUUUUAGAAAAAAAACCGCAUAAAAAACUUGCACCUCUUUUUAUUAAACAAUCUAAACCAAAUGCUAUAAAUGUGGCAACAAGGAGUUCAUUUUUACAAUCGGAUAUAAUUAAUAAUGACGGUAAAAGUCUAGAGAAAAAGGUACCUAGUUACAAUUUGAUUUAUUUUCCUUUUCCAAAAAUUAGUCAUAUUAGACAAUUGAAUAAUGAAAUUCAAACUAAUGAUGAAGCGGGUACCCAUAAAAUUCGAAUAAAGUCAGAUACGAAAUAUAUACCGAUAAUGAAUCAUGGUGAUUACAAAUAUAUUUCUCGAUCUCCUAAAUUAUCAAAUAAGCCUCCGAUGACUAUAAAUGCAUCAGUUGAAAAAACUACAGAGGAAAUAUUGACAGAAAUCGAAAAGCGUUGUGCAGAUGCCAGAAAUAUGUGGGAAACCGUUAUCUCUAUAGCAAAGGAUAAGUUUAGCUUAGUACAAUCGGAAAGAUCAAAAAGUAAGAAAUCAAAAUCAAUAGAGAAUGGUCUAAUGAAAGAAUGUGAGAAAAAGCUGAUUGCAAACAGUAUUUGGACACAGAAAUAUAAACCAAUGAAUAGUCGUCAAAUAGUUGGCAAUGAAGAUGCUGCAAGAAAAUUAAGAGAUUGGCUAAGUCACUGGAGAUCGUCUCUACGUAAAGAACAUGCUAGCAGCGGUGAUGAAUUUUAUUCGUCGGAUUGUAGUUUUACAAGUAGAAAUGAUAAUAAUCAAGUAGCAGUGUUAUUAGGGCCACACGGAAGUGGCAAAACUGCUAGUGUUUAUGCUGUCGCGGAAGAGCUUGGUUAUAGUAUAUUGGAAGUCAAUGCUUCAUCUAGAAGAACGGGCAAAAAAAUUUUGAAGGAACUCGACGAAGCGACUAAAUCGCACAGAAUUAAAAAGAACGAAAGCAAAUUAUUGGUCAGGCCAGUUUUGAAAAAAGCAAAUGAUUUACCGCAAAAUUCAUUAAUUCUUUUGGAAGAUAUUGAUUUAAUAUUUGAAGAAGAUGAAGGAUUCAUCUCUGCUACAUCCCAAUUGGUGUCCAACACAAAACGUCCUAUCGUAAUGACGUGCAAAGAUGUUUGCCCUCAUUUAUAUAAAAUGGCACCCGAACAAAACCGGAUUUAUUUUCAAAAAAUAGUUGGAAAUAGGGCAUCAACUUUGUUAGAAUUAAUUUCAUUAGCAGAAACGGGUUCUAGAAUUUCGUGCGAAUAUUUAACAGAGCUUCUACAAAAUGGGGAUUUAAGAAAAGCUUUAUUACAAUUGCAGUAUCUGCUAGUCUCAGGUUUCACGCAUGUAACUAGAUAUCCUAUUAAUUCAAGAAGCAUAUUGUGGCAAGAUAUAAGGUAUUAUAUAUAUCAGCCAGCUAUAAAAGAAAAUAAAAAACAAAAGGCGAAAGGUCGCUUAACGAAUAAGAGUACAAAUAUACUGACUAAUUUAGCUGAUCAUUUAGAUAACUUAUCAUUGUUACCAUCUUUAAUUGAGAUUAAUGAUCCUGCGCUUGAUAUGGUAUGUACCAAACUACAGCCCGGUUUAUCUCUAACGGAGGACACGACGUCGUAUUCUGUUUUGCAAGAUAUAAGUUCAGAAAUAGGAGAAUGGAUUGAUCAAAAGAUAAUUCGGAAGAAUUAUUUAAACGAGAAAAACAGAAUCCAAUAUCAAGGCACGUUAAGCUUAAGAAAGCAAUUAAACAAAGGAAUCGAUAGUGCUUUGUCACAAAUAACAUCCUAUACUUCAGACAAUCGAUCUGUAUCUUUAGAUUACUUACCAUGCGUUAGAACGAUAUGUAGAACGGAAGAAUGUCGAACGGUAUCAAAUAUUAAAAGAGGUAAUCGAUUUUUUCACUAUCUUAAUGGAUUAAGAUUACCGGCCACGUCGAUAAAACCUAAUAUAUUAGCAGCCGCGUGUACAAUGCUACAAGAAAAAUCAUGAUUUGAUAUCUCGUCGAUCAGAAUGCAUAUAUGCAAAUGUGAAUAAAGUAUGUGUGCCCUUUUGGGAUAGUAUUAUGGCAAUUAAAAUUGCGCACAUAAAUCGCGAGUUUUUGUAACAUUUAUUAAUGUUUUGAUCGAACACAAUAUAUUUCUUGAUUGUAUCAUAAGAAAGUUAAAGUUAUAUUACACUCGAUUAUAAUCGUAUAAAAUGUAUAAUUUUGUUGCUACGAGGAACUUGUACUAGUAUUUUUUAAAUGCACGUUCAUGCGUUGUAAUGGAUAUAUCUUUUGAAAAUGCAUAAUAAUCUUUGACUUUUUCUCACGAUUCUCGUUAUAUUAAAUAUAAGUAGAAUGUAAUAUCAAUUAAUAUGAAGAAUGCGGUAAUCUGACAGAAAAAGAUUCUUCUAAUUUCUAUAUUAAUUAUAACGUGGAAUCGUUUCCAAAUAUAUUGGACGGAACGAAUGAACGGAAACCUCAGAAAUUAUAAAACAAUAGCAAUAAAUAUGAGUGCCUUAGGAAAAGUGAUAACAGAAAUGGAUAUUAUCUUCUUGUUAUGAAAUUUUAUUAUUUUUUUCACUUUUACAUAUGAUAAAUUGUUUGAAUUAAAUCUUUAUGUGAUGUAAUUUGCGGUUCAACUCUUCGAACUUCAAAAUUUUACGUAUGAAAAAAUCUCCAUAUCUAUGUGCUACUUUCGUGUCCGCGAUGUGAAUCAUAUCAUGAUCGAUGUAGAAAUCCAACUGUAAAGAUAUAAUUUGUAUGAUUAUUAAAUAUUUAUCUCGCGCACACCAAUGUGUCUCAUAUAUUAAAUAGAUGUAUAAGAAUUUAUA